AUGGUGGGUACUAGUCCUCGCCAGACAAUCAGAGCAACACCCAGGCGAUGUCCUGGGAUGGGAUCACUCCGUUUCCUGAUCUCCAAAGGCUGGGUGGAUGUCACCCGGAACACCAGCGCCCUUUCGGUUAAACCUGAGGGUGGGAAUGGAAACAGGUCCUCACUGUCCCCUGGUGUCCUCCAGCCCAGCUUUUUCCCCACCAACCCGUCCUGGCUGAUGAGGGUGUGGUGUGGAUGGGGGCUGACAUCAUUUAGGUCACCUGUCUUUACAUUUACAUUUUACAUUUUAGUCAUUUAGCAGACGCUCUUAUCCAGAGCGACUUAGUUAGUGAGUGCAUACAUUUUUAAUACUGGCCCCCCAUGGGAAUCGAACCCACAACCCUGGCGUUGCAAGCGCCAUGCUCUACCAACUGAGCUACAGGAGGAUCUCCUCUGAUCCCAGUCCAGCAUGUUCUCUAACAUGUUCUGUACAAUGAGGGAGGGGAUGUAGCUCAAAGAAAUGGCGGAAAAUUGGCGUUCACAGCAAUGCCGAGCUGGAGAUUGGAAACUGAGCUGUUGUAAUUACAGGCUGUGGAAUAGAUGUGGUACCCAUUAACCAAAAUUGUUGAAUCAUCAGAAAUUGCUCAAGGUUUCUCUGCCAUGGUGGUGUCCAAAGAAUGUGUCGAACUCUUAGCCCUUCCAUAGUUUUAUUGUGUUCCAAUACCUACAGCAAUGAUCUGGCGAAAUUCUCGUCUGCUUGCGUAAAUGCAUUUUUGUGCUUUGCUCAUCUUUUUUUCUUUUUCUUUGAGAACUUUGGCUAAAAGGCUAUAGCCUAGUGUCUGUCUACCACAUUUUCAUACAAAAGGUAACUUCAUUAAUUAUUCAUUUGGAGUCCAAAUGACACUGUGGAUGAUUCAUCUGAUAUAUGGAAUUCCGACCCUCAUUUCAUCCUAAUUGGUGUGUAGAAACAUAGCUAGUAUUUAUUGAGAAAGCAAUUGAGGUCGCUGAGAAUCCCUUACUGAGGUUGGCCUAGAAUUGUAUGCAAUUAGAGUGUAGGACAAGAGAGUUUUUACAGAGGUCAUGAUGUGCUCAGAUUUCUACUGAGCUGAAACUAGAUCCUGUUGAAAUUGAAAAUAUUGGCUUUUUGCAGCCUUUAUAUUUAGGCACUAUUUAGACAAUGCUUCUGUAUUUGAUUUCUGCAUGCCUUAGUAGACUUUUAUUCCAAGUAAUACAUGUAAAACUCCAUCAGCUCUUAGGUAUUUGAAACAUCUGUAAUUUUUUUUUUUUUUACUGUACACCAAUGUUUUACUCUGAAUGUUUUAGUGUCGUUGUUGCUUUUAAUGCAAUAAUACCUUCAUCUACUAGCAAUGUGCCGCUGUUGUGAAACAGCAUCGUUCUCUGUAUUCUUCUCUCUCGCCUUCAUCUCCUCCCUCCAUCCCCUCCAUUCUCGACCCCUCCAUCUCUCCCUCCAUGUAUGUUAAAUAACAUUAUUAUAACAUAGGCUAUCUAGGUGUCCAGUGUAGUCCUCACAGUCAGAGCCAGGGGUGAUUCAAACAAUCCAGUGCUCCACUCGGAGUGCUCCUCGAGAACCCUAAUUAAAAAAUAAUCAUGACAACGGCGGGAUUAUCCCUGCUGCCAGGUUCUUCUGGAUCAUUAGUUUGGAGAGGGGGAGAGAGCAAGAGGAGGAGCGGUUUGGGAGAGCUCCGCAUUUAAUAAAGUUCCGUGUGACUCCUUCGGGGCUACCAACUUCCAUAUGUUCUGAGUGAGCCCCAAGUGGUUCUUUAUCAGGAAAAAAGGACUGGGAAAGAAAGAGAGGAAGGGGGAAAGAGAGGGGUGUGGGGUAGGCCUACAAUUGCAAGAUCCACACUGAAAUUGAGGUGUUCUGACAGAUUUUUGGUAUCGGACAGGGAAAAUCCAUAUGUUAGCAAUUUGGUUAGAAGUGAGUAUAAGUUCCUUAAUCUCACAUAGCAUCAAGCCCCAGUAGAAUAUGGUCCAUGUAGAAUAGUGUGAUAUUUUGAGGAGAUAUGUGUUUUAUGGGCAGAGGGGGGAGAGAAGAGGAAAUAUGGUUGGUGUGACCCCCCCCCCCCCCCCCAAUAAUACAGGUCAAGAAUAAUCUAGAUAUUUAUAAGAAAUCGCUGACUUUAGGUUAGUGUGUGUGCAUGUGUCUGUUCGCGUCUGUGUGUGUUAGAGUAAGCACCAUAGCCAGGCUGUAGUGCAGGUCCCUGUCCCAGGGUGAUGGAUAAGUGGAUUUAUUGUGACGGCGGUGUCAGUGGAUUCCCAGAUUUAUGGCCGCUCAGACGUGACUCAUGCACAGCCCUCAAUGGCUUUGGUUAUGAGUGUGGGAGAAAGGAAGCCCCACUCAAUCAAAUGCCAGUCCAUAAAUAAAAUGGGCCAUGGCAGGCAGGGCAGCACAAUUCUAAUGGCAACAGCAGCCCGUACAGCAGGUACUCACACACACACACACACACACACACACACCAAAACGCCGCCUGGAAAAGUCAGAGGAGCGGGCGUAAUACUUUCUGAUUCAGAUUGAUGAGAAUCUAAUCCACCUUAAGGUCACUUCAACAUCCAAAAAACGGCAAUUGGAGGCUGGUGUAAGUUAGCUAGGUUUCAGAAGCUCAUUCUGAAUGCGCUGGCCGUUGGGUUUGGGGUAAGGCAAUGUUUUUCCCACUUAGAUGGGGAUGACUCACCACUUUAUCUCAGCCUCUAAGCUCACACACGCCGACUCUCAAACGUUGACUCAUGAUUUGUGUUCUUCCUUCCACAGAUAUAGCCUAGCUAACCAUUACGCGAUGCUGGCACAUCAAUUUAAAGUUGCCCCAUAACAAUAUCAAUAAUAGUCGCCUUAAAAGGGACAUCAGCAUUUUAAGUAACGAGGCUUCUCACCGCUGUGGAAGAACUGUAACAGAAAAGUGCUCAGUAAGGCUGGUUCAUGCAGUCAAUAUCUCUCUCCUAAAUGAAGAUAUCACUUAACUGAAAUGAAAUGAUUUGGUACUGAACAUCACCACAUCACAUCAAUGCUGUUGGCUGAUGAUUCCGUAGAGAAAAUGUAAAAUCCUGAUUCCCCUCCACUCCCAAUAGACUUGGCGUUCUGUGAACUCAUGGUCCCUAUCCCCAGGGGGAUCGGCCAGGAGCAGAGGCGGGUAGCUUUGACCAACAUCCCAAACCCCACCACCUCCCCAAUUUCCACCUGAGCACAGUUCCAAGACUCCCAGACUAAUUUAACACAUACCCUCCUCCUUUCUUUCCUCUCCCUUUUAUUAGUGUGAGCACUGAGGAGAACCCCUCUCCUCGGACAAACACUUGAGGAGCUAAGACCUUACUAAUCCUCUGUUGAUGCUGAUCUCCACAGGCGGCGAGGAAGAGGAAGAUCUCCAUUCUGAAGGCCCAGGGGAAGAGUGCCGAGGCCAUUCGCGAGCUCAACGAGUAUCUGGAGCAGUGAGUAGUGUUUUACAAGGGGAUUUGGACGACCUCCUCCUCAUCCGCACCUCCCCUGGUCUUUUUAAUUAAAAGGGGGUUUGGAUUCGAUUUGAGCCGGGCUGGGCCACAACCUGUCCAUGAGACCCCCCCAACCCUGCUCAACCCCCCAUCUUGGGAGCUCUGCCUGUCUGCCCUGUCCGUCUAUGUUAGCCUAGUUAUAUAAUGCCAUGAUUUGGAUUGAUUUGAAACGUUGAGAUUUCAGCUGUUGUACUAUACAUUAGAGAGGUUAUUGUUGAUGAUCCUCAAUGGGAGACUCCCUAAAUUUCUCACUGUUUUUACAGGUUCGUCGGGGACCAGGAAGCGUGGCACGAGCUGUCGGAACUCUACAUCAACGAGCACGAGUAAUCAUCGCAUUUCUUUAUCACAUUAAUUUAACUCAUUAUUACAUUUUAGUCAUUUAGCAGACUCUCUUAUCCAGAGCGACUUACAGUUAGUGAGUGCAUACAUUAUUUAAUUUUUUUCAUACUGGCCCCCCGUGGGAAUCGAACCCACAACCCUAGCGUUGCAAAUGCCAUGCUCUACCAACAGAGCUACAUCCCUGCCGGCCAUUCCCUCCCCUACCCUGGACGGCCAAUUGUGCGCCGCCCCAUGGGUCUCCCGGUCGCGGCCGGCUACGACAGAGCCUGGAUUCGAACCAGGAUCUCUAGUGCCUUAGACCACUGUGCCAUUCGGUGCCCACAUUAUCCUACGUCACUUGUGAUUAAUUUACCCACAUUGUUUUUACUGACUUAUUCCAGUGGUGAGUACUGUGCCAGCAGUGUGUCAGCACUCCCUGGUGUCAAGACCUGGAGGCGGCACCUUAUCAUAUCUCCCAGGGGCAUCUGUCAGCUUCUAACAGACUCAGGGGGGUGAGACAGAGUGGGGAGUGUCUGUAAGCAGUAACUCCUCUCCUCUCCCAGUCUCGGUGGCUGAACUGACGGCUUGAUCCCAGAGGGGAUGUAUUAGGAUGGGCACAAUGGAGAGGGGCGGUGAAAUGCCUAACUCAGCCAGGGGUCUGCUUUGAACCCCUGUCUUUGUUUGUCACAUGGAGAGGAGGGUAAUAGGAUUUAGUCCCUAAGCCCCCCACUCAUACGUAUGGGGGGUAAGACAACCUCCUACUGAUAUCUCUGUUGCCAGGGGUAAUUGUCAGCCUCCCAAGACAAGAGCAUUGCAAGAAAUGUUUUUGUUUUGUUUGUGUCACUUUUUGUCCCUCAUUAAUUGUCUUGGGGGCUUAGGAGUCAGGGAAGCAGCCGUCUUUCACGGAGGUGUGUGUGUAUGUGUGUGGUUGUGUGAGCAGCACACCGGCUCUGCGGUCACCCUGGCAAGAGGGCAGUGUCUGCAGGAAUGUUUAGCGUAGUGAGAGGGCUGCUUAUUGGAUAUUUCAUGUUUUUGUCCCGAGUGGCUUUAUUGCUGUAGUAGCGGGAGGAAAUCCAGGGGUGAGCGGAUUAUCUCCCAGCUUAGCCCAACUUUUCUAAUAUCACCCCAUUCACUCCCCGAGCCCCUUAUCUACAGGCGUGUCAAUUUCUUUUCUCUUUUCUGUAUUUUGGGUUACAAACGCCCUUUUUCCCCCUCCCAUCCUCUUCCGGACAGCAUGGCAUUAUCGCCUUUCUUUUCCACAGAGAGAGAGGGAGGGAGAGUGGCUGCAGAGAGAUUCCCAGGAGAAGUUGGUGGCACUUUCUUUCCAGAGCCAGAAAAAACCGAGGCUGAUGGGGAAGUGAGGAAGAGAAAUAAACGAUUCCGCCCUCACUGUGUAGCGCCCCGCAAGCUAAAAAUAUACAAAUCGCUCACGGAUUCUCGCCUGCCAUUGUUACAUGGCUCUACAGGCAUCAGUGUUCAAACAUUAUGACAGUAAUUAAUAGCCUAACACAGUGGAAACUUUUUUGAAUAAUCCUCAUACCGCUGAGUGAUAUUCGGACGUUACUGAGAUUGCGCCUUUUUGUUAUUGUUGCGAUUGAACCGUUGAGAUGCUUCGACUCAUUGAGAAUCAUCUGAGCUUUUAGUGCUGUUGAAGUAGUCUUUAUUGAACUACUGUCUAUCGGUUCAGAUUGGCCUGGUCAUCCGACAGAGCAUGAUGACUUUCUGUGGUCAGUUUUGCACAGUCUAAUGGCGGAAUCUUGAUCCGUUUGCCCAGUCUAGUUGGGGAAAAACUUUGGGCUGGAAUUCAGUCAAACUGUGGUAUUACAAUUGGUAGCACCAAAAACCAACCGUUGUCUGGUUUGGUGUUCAAAGAAAACAAAGCAAUUGUGUGAGUCAUACGAACAGUGCUACCACCCCGAGCUAGCACCGUGGUCUCUGAGCCCAGGCUUAGGGAGUUGGAGCUGAGUGGUGGUAUGAUGGUCGGAGGGUGGAGAUUGGAGGGUGCGGUACUGCAGUCAGCCAGGCCUCUGCCUGGUGAUGGAGGCUGCCUCUCCACUCUCCUCUCCGCUGCAGGCCGGGGCCACUGCAGGAGCACAUCUGAAAGUCUUUAUGGGGAGGAAGUGGUAAUUGUAAGCAGCCCCCCAACCUUCCAAAUACCCCGAUCUCUCUCGCUCUUUCUCUCUCUCUUCUCCCCCCCCCAGUUUCUCUCCCUCUCACUCCAACUCGCCCCUCGCGCUCCCCCACCACUCUCAUGGUGUGGCUCUCUGUCUUUGAAGUCCUUUAAACAGACUCUAAAUGGGCCGAUAGUCUCUUCAUGUCGUGCGAGGCAGCAUUUGGGCCUGUGUUCCCGCCAAAACACCCAACUUGCGUCAACGUUUUGUUUCCCCUCCUCUCUCCCUCGCUGGCAGUGAAAUGGCUACAGAUUAGCAUCCAUAUCUUGCGUCAUUUAGGAUCCCACAAGCACCAUUUUGGUUUUUCUGCGCAUUUCCAAGCGCUGAUACAGCAUAUGCUGGAUCACGUACAGUCUCUCUACACUAGAAUUGAAUUCUGUUUUUUUGUGUGUUUUGUCCGAUUUGGUUUAAUAGCCCUGUUUUAGUGUUCUGGGGUCAUAUGGUUUAUGUAGUCUGUCAAGGCGUGGGAAUUGUGUGUGUGUGUGGACUUUGUAAUUCUGACUGUGUGCGUCUGAGUGAUAAACUUGCCUUCCCUUGGACGGGUCCCCUGAAGGGGAAACUGUGUAUUAGAUGUGGAAUGGCUGCAGAUUAGCGUGAGGUCAACAGCUCAGCAGUCUGAGAAGUGAUCUCAUUUGAGUAGGGCACAGUGUGCCAGUUCCUACUGUAGCGCUGACCUCAGGAAGGUAUUUAACUACACAUUACCAGAGUGAAAAACACAUCCCCAGACAGACAGAUUGAUCCUGUUUGUCUGGAGACCCCCGCUCUUCUCCUUUUCAAUGUUCCACUUUCCAAAAUGGAAGAGUUUCGCCAAUAUAUACAUAACCACAUAGGCCACCAGAUCCCCUUAGUCUGCAAAUAAACGUAGUUUGUUGGAUGCAUCUUCCUAGAUCCAAACUUGCCAAAAUGGUACAGUAAACCAAGGCAGCAAUAGAACUUUCUGCAGAACAAAUGUACACUCUCGGAUUGGAAUGGGUAGACUACAUCACAGAUGAAAUAGAGCACAUUUCCCCCCUUACUAUUUUAAAGCUGAAAGAUUAAAUGUCCAUCGCUAGUAGUCAUCAAUCUAUUCAUUGUUUUCCCUUGUUUCCACAGCUAUGGAAAAGCAGCUUUCUGUCUGGAGGAGCUGAUGAUGACCAACCCUCACAAUCACUUGUACUGUGAGCAGUACGCUGAGGUAGGUAUGACUCUCUGCAUGUCCGUCAUCAAGCGGCCUAACUAUGGAAUAAUGUUUCCCCCAGCCCUCUACGUGAAUGGAGGAGCCGGCCGCUGCACUUAACGUCAGUGGGAAUACACGCUCAUGAAUGUCGAAAUGUUUACAUGGCUUGUCAUGUCGUGCUUAUUCAGAUGCCAUGUAGGCAUUGCGUAAGCCCCCCUCAAAUUUUAAUGCCUUGUCUCAUAGGUGAAGUACACCCAGGGGGGGCUGGAAAACCUGGAGCUGUCCAGAAAAUAUUUUGCCCAGGCUCUGAAGCUGAACAACAGAAACAUGAGGGCCUUGUUCGGUCUGUAUAUGGUGAGUUCAAACGUCUAACCGUCGCAUGAGGAAAGGAGCGAGGGAGGGGGUGAAAGAGCAACAACUCAUCCCUUUUCUCCUGUGGUUUGUCAAAAUGUGCAGGCCUGCUACUGGCUUUGUGUAGUGACCACAGAGCCCAGCUUUCAGACAGGUCAGGUCAAUGCUGACUCAGUGGGUAAACCCCCCGGCUUGGAAAAGUCUGCCCCUUCAAGCUCUCUAUUUUGGUGAUAUUAUCCCUCUAGGCUUUUGUACGGGACCUUUUUCAUGUUUAGGACCAAAAUGACUAAAAUAAAUAAGAGCAGUGGCAGUAUGAAAAGGGGAAAGAGAGGGCCACUGCCUCUCUCUGUCGCAGGCAGCCCCCAGCCCCGGCCCAGGUUAACGUUUUGAUUUUGUCUGCGCCAAAUGCCCCCCUUUCAUCUGCAUAUUUAUUUAAACAGGAAGUUGUCCAUUAGCACCAAUGCAUCAUAUGUAAGUGAGUCCUGACAUAAGAACACAAACGGAGAGUGCAGGAAUAAGGGUGGGUGGAUGGCCAGAGCAGAGAGAAGCAGCGACACAGGCCUUCCAGUGUUUCCUCUCACAGGGGUUCAGGCAGUCAAAACAUCUCAUACACGGAAAGGGGCACAACCACUGGAUCCGUUCAUGGUCUUUGAAGGGAUAUCUUCACUUUUAUAGACUAACCUUUAUUUUUCUAAAAGUAGUCUAUGGGGUUAAAAUUAGCUAACGUUAGCAGUGGCUAUUUAAACAAAUUCAAACCGUAGGUGACUGUCUCUCCUUGCCCAUAGACUACUUUCAGGGUAAAUGGAAAAAGGAGUCGGGAGAGGCGAAGGUCGAGGGCCAUGCGUCCUCCGAAACACGACCCCGCCAAGCCGCACUGCUUCUUGACACACUGCUCGCUUAACCCGGAACCCAGCCGCACCCAUGUGUCGGAGGAAACGCCGUACAGCUGGUGACCGAAGUCAGCAUGCAUGCGCCCGGCCGCCACAAGGAGUCACUAGAGCGCGAUGGGACAUCCCGGCCGGCCAAACCCUUCCCUAACCUGGACGACGCUGAGCCAAUUGUGCGCCGCCUCAUGGGUCUCCCGGUCGCGGCCUGCUGCGACACAAACCGGGAUCGAUCCCAGAUCUGUAGUGACGCCUCGCAGUGCCUUAGAUCGCUGCGCCACUCGGGAGGCCGUAAUUAUCUUUUUAUGCACUUUUCUCUCUACACAUUGAUAAGAGCGAUUGAUAAGCGCUGGGUAAAUGAGUAAGCCGUUUGGAUAAGGGGAUUGUAAAUAUACAGUGGGGGAAAAAAAGUAUUUAGUCAGCCACCAAUUGUGCAAGUUCUCCCACUUAAAAAGAUGAGAGGCCUGUAAUUUUCAUCAUAGGUACACGUCAACUAUGACAGACAAAAUGAGAUAAUUUUUUCCAGAAAAUCACAUUGUAGGAUUUUUUAUGAAUUUAUUUGCAAAUUAUGGUGGAAAAUAAGUAUUUGGUGAAUAACAAAAGUUUCUCAAUACUUUGUUAUAUACCCUUUGUUGGCAAUGACACAGGUCAAACGUUUUCUGUAAGUCUUCAAGGUUUUCACACACUGUUGCUGGUAUUUUGGCCCAUUCCUCCAUGCAGAUCUCCUCUAGAGCAGUGAUGUUUUGGGGCUGUCGCUGGGCAACACAGACUUUCAACUCCCUCCAAAGAUUUUCUAUGGGGUUGAGAUCUGGAGACUGGCUAGGCCACUCCAGGACCUUGAAAUGCUUCUUACGAAGCCACUCCUUCGUUGCCCUGGCGGUGUGUUUGGGAUCAUUGUCAUGCUGAAAGACCCAGCCACGUUUCAUCUUCAAUGCCCUUGCUGAUGGAAGGAGGUUUUCACUCAAAAUCUCACGAUACAUGGCCCCAUUCAUUCUUUCCUUUACACGGAUCAGUCGUCCUGGUCCCUUUGCAGAAAAACAGCCCCAAAGCAUGAUGUUUCCACCCCCAUGCUUCACAGUAGGUAUGGUGUUCUUUGGAUGCAACUCAGCAUUCUUUGUCCUCCAAACACGACGAGUUGAGUUUUUACCAAAAAGUUAUAUUUUGGUUUCAUCUGACCAUAUGACAUUCUCCCAAUCCUCUUCUGGAUCAUCCAAAUGCACUCUAGCAAACUUCAGACGGGCCUGGACAUGUACUGGCUUAAGCAGGGGGACACAUCUGGCACUGCAGGAUUUGAGUCCCUGGCGGCGUAGUGUGUUACUGAUGGUAGGCUUUGUUACUUUGGUCCCAGCUCUCUGCAGGUCAUUCACUAGGUCCCCCCGUGUGGUUCUGGGAUUUUUGCUCACCGUUCUUGUGAUCAUUUUGACCCCACGGGGUGAGAUCUUGCGUUGAACCCCAGAUCGAGGGAGAUUAUCAGUGGUCUUGUAUGUCUUCCAUUUCCUAAUAAUUGCUCCCACAGUUGAUUUCUUCAUACCAAGCUGCUUACCUAUUGCAGAUUCAGUCUUUCCAGCCUGGUGCAGGUCUACAAUUUUGUUUCUGGUGUCCUUUGACAGCUCUUUGGUCUUGGCCAUAGUGGAGUUUGGAGUGUGACUGUUUGAGGUUGUGGACAGGUGUCUUUUAUACUGAUAACAAGUUCAAACAGGUGCCAUUAAUACAGGUAACAAGUGGAGGACAGAGGAGCCUCUUAAAGAAGAAGUUACAGGUCUGUGAGAGCCAGAAAUCUUGCUUGUUUGUAGGUGACCAAAUACUUAUUUUCCACCAUAAUUUGCAAAUAAAUUCAUUAAAAAUCCUACAAUGUGAUUUUCUGGAUUUUAUUUUCUCAAUAUCUGUCAUAGUUGACGUGUACCUAUGAUGAAUAUUACAGGCCUCUCAUCUUUUUAAGUGGGAGAACUUGCACAAUUGGUGGCUGACUAAAUACUUUUUUCCCCCACUGUAAAUGACAAUUGUAAUGUAAAUGUAAAUGACCAUGCCACCGUCAGUUAUACCUACAUACAUUUAGAACUGUCACUUAAGUGUUCCUUUCCUUACAUUUUGCAUCAUUCCAUUACAUAGUUAGUUUACCUUUCUUUCCUCUUUCAGAUUUGUGUGGUUGUUCCUGAGGAUCGCUAGCAAUGGUGGAUCAUAUUAGGCUAACGUAUUACAAGUUGUGCAAUCGUUUGCGACAUGUAGCCUAUUUGAAUCAUUAUGGAACGCAGACCAUACAUAGCAGUUUAAACCUGGAGCCUGGCGCACGGUUCACAACGACUGGACUGUUCUCAUCACAGUUCCAGGAUCAGGGUAGACUUAUUGACUACUGUUCAACCCCUACUGUACACUUACCUUCCAAUACUUCAUGGAUUGAACAAUUUGAUUGUCAGCUUUCAGGAUGAAUCGAACCACUGUAUUUUUGAUUCACCAAUAUAUUUUGUGCGUAUAGGCUCUCCAAACCUGUUUUUUAUUAUUAUAUAUAAAUACUUUCCUAAUCGUAGAUAAUAUACAAGAUCAGAGUUUUUUUUUACAUCUUGCAAUUGGUGCUGAAAAGGAGACAAAUAUCCGUGUAUUUAGGCCUACAAGGCUUUGUUUCACUGAUCCCUAUUCUGAACCGUUCUCUCCAUAUAUUUUAGUGAGUCUGUCGAGAAAAUUCAAAUUGAAGGUACACCAAAUUAAAAGGGAUGGCUUUAGAUAAAUGUACUGAAAACUCCACGAGAAAAUCUGUUGGGCAGCAAGUGGGAGGGUUUUCAGUGGUUGAAUUAAAUGUAUUCAGCGCGCUCAAGGGAACCAUGCCUGCAAAGCCCGUUACGCACCUGCAUAAGGUAAGUCUGAAUACCAACUACUGAGAAGUGUGUAGGAAAGGCAUACGUAGUUACACAGAGGUCUUUAUGUUCCUCUGUCAAAUCAUCCACUGCCACUUGUAUUUUGGCCUAACGCUGGUUUCAGGUUUAAAUUUGAUCAUAAAGUGUGUCCAAGUUAGUUCCUGACAUGGGAUUGUGCUAAGGCAAUGACUUUCUAACCAUUUCAUCUGAUUCUGGUUGACAGUGAAGCUUCAUUAACACCACCGAAGGGCAGCUCCUCACCGAAGAGCUAUUUGAUUGGUUCUGCUUAGUCGUUCAGAGCACCUGGUACAGCUUAGUCGUUGGUAGCCGUGACCGCUGUGAGGUUAGUUAGUGCUAGUCAGUGCCGUGUCACCGCACUGGCGGGGAUCCUCUCUCACGGAGGACGACGACAUUCUGGGGUAGUCUGUCGGAGCUGACAUCAUAAGCCGGAGGUUAUGAAGAAGAAGAAGCGAAAGCGUUUUAAAGAAAAUAAGAGGAGGGGGGGGGGGGGGGGGGGCGGCAAGGUUGAUUGGGGUGUAGUUAAAGUUUCAGCAUGUCCAUGGGACACCUUUGAAGUGCUGCCCGUUUAAGCCUAGUGGGGUUUGCACUGCGGAGACGAUGGCAGUAGCAUGGGAAAGACAUGGGUUUUGUGGUUCUGAGGGGAGCUGAGACGAGCGGAGAGCAUGAAUCACAUCGCGCUUUGCUCGCCACCGCACCGCGGGUUCCGAAGACAUGCCGAGCCCUGUCAUCACCGGCUAUCUAUGGUGUUAGAGAAAUUAGGGCCCAUGAAGUGACACUGCACACGGUGGCUGGGACAUUAAAUAAAACACUAACUUAUUCCUCUCCUGUAAACGUUUUCUACACGUGUUGUAGGGCCAAUUUUUGUCGUCUUGCCCACGGUGGAGUUGGUUGCACAUUCAUCUCAAUUAUGCUUUUAUUGCAGUUUCGCCAUGUGUUUGAUAUGACGACGCCUUUCUUUCCCUCUCCUCUUUCCUCUCUCCCCUGCUUUCCACUCCCUUCUUCUUCUUCCCGUCUAGUCGGCAAGCCACAUUGCUGCCAGCCCCAAAGUGAACGCCACAGUGAAAAAGUCCAAUGUGAAGUAUGCUGCUUGGGCCACCAAUCAAAUCAACCGAGCCUAUCAGGUGAGUUACAGAGGGCAGGUGUCAACUUUAAUUUUGGAAGCUACACCAUUUACAUUUUAGUCAUUUAGCAGACGCUCUUAUUCAGAGCGAUUUACAGUAGUGCAUACAUUUUCAUACUUUUUUUCGUACUGGUCUCCCGUGGUAAUCGAACCCACAACCCUGCCGUUGCAAGCGCCAUGCUUUACCGACUGAGCCACAUGGGUCCUUUCCCACUUGCCUUUUCCACUUAACUGUUCCUAUACAACAAGGGUAGUCAGCCCUGGUUCUGUAGUGCCACAGGUACUUUAUGUAUUUUAUUGAACAUUUCUGCUUUAGACCAGGUGAGAUUAAUCUAGCCAAUCACUGUUGGUGAGGUUAUUGGCAGAAUUAGGUGUGGUGCCUAGGGCUGUUGUGGAGACCAUAUUCAUCAAAACAGUAUCAUGCUUUUAAAUCUCGCUGUUAGGCUACAUUUUUUGACCUCUCUGUGAUGAUCAAUUUGAAGAAAGAAGUUUAACAAAAGGUUGAAACUGAGUGAAAAACAUGGUCGUUGUGGAUGUCGUUUCAAAGUAGUGCUGUGGCUGUCACAAAAUGUCGUCAGCCGGUGAUUGUCAAGCAAAUAACUGUCGGUCUCACGAUAAUUGACUGUUAAUUAACAUAAACACAUUUAGCAUCUCCUGGCUUCCACACACAGCCUACAACCCACUGAUGUAGACCUUUGGAACAUCUACAUUUUUAAAAAGUCUAUAUCCUACACCUUCACAAUAAAUCCAUUAUUUAUUUUAGACAGGUCUAAAGAAACAUGAUAUGAAGAAAAUGUAGUCUAUUUCAGAAGAACAGAAUAGUAUUCCGUUUCAUUAUUUUCUAUUAUUUUAUAGUAUGAAGAAUACAAUUGAAUAAAGCUGAAUAAAAUAGAAAGGAUAUUUUCUCCAAAUGAUUUGAGGGAGUGCGCACAUAUGGCUAUUCUGUGUUGAGCAGUUAAAGAAAUAGGUCCUCCUAUAUGCUUAAUUUAGAGUUAUUAAUGUAACUUUAGUUGUUCUACAAACGUUGGGCUAUAUGUUCUGAUUUUUAAUACAUUUUAAGGCUGCAUGAUAAGUCACUUGAAAGGCAUAAGCUCUGCUUUGUUUUUUGCGCAGGCUGUACACACUUCAUCAGUCUCUAUUUCACAAUUUGAGAAGCAUUUGAUAAUGCCAUGAAUUUCACAGCGGCAUCCCCUUUGUGUGGCCAUAAUGCACCCUAAAAUAAUCCAUGCCUUCCCCCUGAGUGCUGCCUGCACCGAUGCAUUGCUCACUCACACGGCUCUCCAUCACGUGAUCGGGUCUUUCUCACAGGCUACAAGUGAAGACAGACACAUCGGGGACGCACCUGCGUGCGUCCUUAUCCAAUUCCGAGGUGCAUAUUGAAGAUAUUGGAAGAACUGUCCACAUUUACUUUUUGUCAGCCAACAAGAUAGUAGGCCUAACGAACAGCAAAAGCACUAGCCUAUGUCAAUCUACUAUCCCCCAUAGUACAAAAGUUGCCCUAUUCUGUGCGAGAAAUAAAUAUUCCAAACAUAGUCUGGGACAGUUGUGGGAUGCGAUAGAUCCCAAAUGUAUACAACCACUAGCAUAAAAAAAAAGUGAUAGGCUAAUAUUGUCACCUAUCAGACUAUUCUUGAUUUAAUCUUGUCUUUACAUACAUUUUCUACAUUGUAAACUCAGCAAAAAAAGAAAUGUCCUCUCACUGUCAACUGCGUUUAUUUUCAGCCAACUUAACAUGUGUAAAUAUUUGUAUGAGCAUAACAAGAUUCAACAACUGAGACAUAAACUGAACAAGUUCCACAGACAUGUGACUAACAUAAAUUGAAUAAUGUGUCCCUGAACAAAGGGGGGGUCAAAAUCAAAAGUAACAGUCAGUAUCUGGUGUGGCCACCAGCUGCAUUAAGUAUUGCAGUGCAACUCCUCCUCAUGGACUGCACCAGAUUUGCCAGUUCUUGCUGUGAGAUGUUACCCCACUCUUCCACCAAGGCACCUGCAAGUUCCCGGACAUUUCUGGGGGGAAUGGCCCUAGCCCUCACCCUCCGAUCCAACAGGUCCCAGACGUGCUCAAUGGGAUUGAGAUCCGGGCUCUUCGCUGGCCAUGGCAGAACACUGACAUUCCAGUCUUACAGGAAAUCAUGCACAGAAUGAGCAGUAUGGCUUGUGUCAUUGUCAUGCUGGAUGGUCAUGUCAGGAUGAGCCUGCAGGAAGGGUACCACAUGAGGGAGGAGGAUGUCUUCCCUGUAACGCACAGCGUUGAGAUUGCCUGCAAUGACAACAAGCUCAGUCCGAUGAUGCUGUGACACACCGCCCCAGACCAUGACGGACCCUCCACCUCCAAAUCGAUCCCGAUCCAGAGUACAGGCCUCGGUGUAACGCUCAUUCCUUCGACGAUAAACGCGAAUCUGACCAUCACCCCUGGGUGAGACAAAACCGCGACUCGUCAGUGAAGAGCACUUUUUGCCAUUCCUAUCUGGUCCAGUGACGGUGGGUUUGUGCCCAUAGGCGACGUUGAUGCCGGUGAUGUCUGGUGAGGACCUGCCUUACAUUAGGCCUACAAGCCCUCAGUCCAGCCUGUCUCAGCCUAUUGCGGACAGUCUAAGCACUGAUGGAGGGAUUGUGCGUUCCUGGUGUAACUCGGGCAGUUGUUGUUGCCAUCCUGUACCUGUCCCGCAGGUGUGAUGUUCAGAUGUACCGAUCCUGUGCAGGUGUUGUUACACGUGGUCUGCCGCUGCGAGGACGAUCAGCUGUCCGUCCUGUCUCCCUGUAGCGCUGUCUUAGGCGUCUCACAGUACGGACAUUACAAUUUAUUGCCCUUGCCACAUCUGCAGUCCUCAUGCCUCCUUGCAGCUUGCCUAAGGCACGUUCACGCAGAUGAGCAGGGACCCUGGGCAUCUUUCUAUGGGUGUUUUUCAGAGUCAGUAGAAAGGCCUCUUUAGUGUCCUAAGUUUUCAUAACUGUGACUUUAAUUGCCUACCAUCUGUAAGCUGUUAGUGUCUUAACGACCGUUCCACAGGUGCAUGUUCAUUAAUUGUUUAUGGUUAAUUGAACAAGCAUGGGAAACAGUGUUUAAACCCUUUACAAUGAAGAUCUGUGAAGUUAUUUAGAUUUUUACGAAUUAUCUUUGAAAGACAGGGUCCUGAAAAAGGGACGUUUCUUUUUUUGCUGAGUUUAGAAUAAUAGUGAAGACAUCAAAACUAUGAAAUAACACAAAUGGAAUCAUGUAUUAAACAAAUCUAAAUAUAUUUUAUAUUUGAGAUUCUUCAAAGUAGCACCCUUUGCCUUGAUGACAGCUUUGCACACUCUUGGCAUUCUCUCAACCAGCUUCAUGAGGUAGUCACCAUGGAAUGCAUAUCAAUUAACAGGUGUGCCUUGUUAAAAGUUAAUUUGUGGAAUUUCUUUCCUUAAUGUGUUUGAGCCAAUCAGUUGUUUUGUCACAAUGUAGGGGUGGUAUACAGAAGAUAGCCCUAUUUAGUAAAAGACCAAGUCCAUAUUAUGGCAAGAACAUCUCAAAUAAGCAAAGAGAAACGACAGUCCAUCAUUACUUUAAGACAUGAAGGUCAGUCAAUCUGGAACAUUUCAUGAACUUUGAACGUUUCUUCAAGUGCAGUCGCAAAAACUAUCAAGCGCUAUGAUGAAACUGGCUCUCAUGAGGACCACCACAGGAAAGGAAGACCCAGAGUUACUUCUACCUCUGCUGCAGAGGAUAAGUUCAUUAGAGUUAACUGCACCUCAGAUUGCACUUAGUGGGACUAUCAUUUGUUUUUCAACAGGACAAUGACCCAAAACGCCUCCAGGCUGUGUAAGGGCUAUGACCUGGCCUCCACAAUCACCCGACCUCAACCCAGUUGAGAUGGUUUGGGAUUAGUUGGACCGCAGAGUGAAGAAAAAACAGCCAUCAAGUGCUCAGCAUAUGUGGGAACUCAUUCCAGAUGACUACCUCAUGAAGCUGGUUGAGAGAAUGUCAAGAGUGUGCAAAGCUUUCAUCAAGGCAAAGCGUGGCUACUUGAAGAAUCUGAAAUAUAAAAUGUGUUUAACACUUUUUUGGUUACUACAUGAUUCCAUAUGUGUUAUUUCAUAGUUUUGAUGUCUUCACUAUUAUUCUACAAUGUAGAAAAUAGUAAAAAAUUAAGAAAUACUCUUGAAUGAGUACAGUGAGGGGAAAAAAGUAUUUGAUCCCCUGCUGAUUUUGUACGUUUGCCCACUGACAAAGACAUGAUCAGUCUAUAAUUGUAAUGGUAGGUUUAUUUGAACAGUGAGAAACAGAAUAAUUAUAAAUUGAUUUUCAUUUUAAUGAGGGAAAUAAGUAUUUGACCCCUCUGCAAAACAUUACUUAGUACAUGGUGGCAAAACCCUUGUUGGCAAUCACAGAGGUCAGACGUUUCUUGUAGUUGGCCACCAGGUUUGCACACAUCUCCGGAGGGAUUUUGUUCCACUCCUCUUUGCAGAUCUUCUCCAAGUCAUUAAGGUUUCGAGGCUGACGUUUGGCAACUCUAACCUUCAGCUCCCUCCGCAGAUUUUCUAUGGGAUUAAGGUCUGGAGACUGGCUAGGCCACUCCAGGACCUUAAUGUGCUUCUUCUUGAGUCACUCCUUUGUUGCCUUGGCCGUGUGUUUUGGGUCAUUGUCAUGCUAGAAUACCCAUCCACGACCCAUUUUCAAUGCCCUGGCUGAGGGAAGGAGGAUCUCACCCAAGAUUUGACGGUACAUGGCCCCGUCCAUCGUCCCUUUGCGGUGAAGUUGUCCUGUCCCCUUAGCAGAAAAACACCCCCAAAGCAUAAUGUUUCCACCUCCAUGUUUGACGGUGGGGAUGGUGUUUUUGGGGUCAUAGGCAGCAUUCCUCCUCCUCCCAACACGGCGAGUUGAGUUGAUGCCAAAGAGCUCGAUUUUGGUCUCAUCUGACCACAACACUUUCACCCAGUUCUCCUAUGAAUCAUUCAGAUGUUCAUUGGCAAACUUCAGACAGGCCUGUAUUUGUGCUUUCUUGAGCAGGGGGACCUUGCGGGCACUGCAGGAUUUCAGUCCUUCACGGCGUAGUGUGUUACCAAUUGUUUUGCUUGGUGAGUUGGUCCCAGCUGCCUUGAGAUCAUUGACAAGAUCCUCCUAUGUAGUUCUGGGCUGAUUCCUCACCGUUCUCAUGAUCAUUGCAACUCCACGAGGUGAGAUCUUGCAUGGCGCCCCAGGCCGAGGGAGAUUGACAGUUCUUUUGUGUUUCUUCCAUUUGCGAAUAAUCGCACCGACUGUUGUCACCUUCUCACCAAGCUGCUUGGCGAUGGUCGUGUAGGUCUACAAUCUUGUCCCUGACAUCCUUGGAGAGCUCUUUGGUCUUGGCCAUGGUGGAGAGUUUGGAAUCUGAUUGAUUGAUUGCUUCUGUGGACAGGUGUCUUUUAUACAGGUAACGAGCUGAGAUUAGGAGCACACUCUUAAAGGGAGUGCUCCUAAUCUCAGCUUGUUACCUGUAUAAAAGACACCUGUCCACAGAAGCAAUCAAUCAGAGAUUAGGAGCACUCCCUUUAAGAGUGUGCUCCUAAUCUCAGCUCGUUACCUGUAUAAAAGACACCUGGGAGCCAGAAAUCUUUCUGAUUGAGAGGGGGUCAAAUACUUAUUUCCCUCAUUAAAAUGCAAAUCAAUUUAUAACAUUUUUGACAUUAGUUUUUCUGGAUUUUGUUGUUGUUAUUCUGUCUCUCACUGUUCAAAUAAACCUACCAUUAAAAUUAUAGACUGAUCAUUUCUUUGUCAGUGGGCAAACGUACAAAAUCAGCAGGGGAUCAAAUACAUUUUUUCCCUCACUGUAGGUGUUCUAAAACUUUUGACCGGUAGUGUAAAUGCGUAUUUAAUAUAACUCUUUUCUGCCAUAAGGGGUGAUAUAUGUUGCUUAUUUAGGCAUUGACAGUUAAACAUGUAAUAAGCAGUUCCUUGCUCUGCAUGUGCGGGCUCUGUCGGGAGAGUGGAACCCCGCUGAGCCACUAAAGCCCACGUCUUGACACACUCAGCGCUGUCUUUCCCUCCUGGAGUGCUGGGAGGGUUUCCACCACAGAGGUUAGUAGUAGUAUGGGUGUUGGGUCUCUAACACGUUGGGUGUUGAUUAAUCAAGAACACUUAACUGUGUUAGUUUUCCAACACUGUGGGUGGUGUCAAUCAGUCAGUCAGGCACACUUUACAAUGUUACACUCAACACUGUGGGUGUGGAAUAUUUAUUCACAUUUUAAGUGUUUCUAUUUGGUGAGUAAAUGCACAAGGGAAAAUAACAUGUGUGUUUGGUCUCCACUCUCAGACAGAGCCAGAGCCACACCCUUAUCAGCCAGGGAACAGGAAGAGGCUACCGGCGGGCCCGGCCAGCAACCUGUUGGGCUGUGUUUGUUUUAAGUUGCCUGGUAAUGGCAGGGGCAGCAGAGCAGCGGGACCCCACCCUGCGUGUGAGAGGAAAAAUGACAGGGCGCAAGGUUGACUUUUCUUCUCCUCCUUUUUAA
Coregonus sp. 'balchen' is the source of this 18811-nucleotide messenger RNA. The record is from the annotation of a GenBank genome assembly. Lineage: Eukaryota; Metazoa; Chordata; Actinopteri; Salmoniformes; Salmonidae.